GGACAUCGGAGUGUCGGACAUCGUCGCCUCGUCUGGUGUGCGACUGUGCAAUAUAGCAAUAUAUUCUAUUAUUUUAGUUAUAGGUAUUACCACAGAGGCGAGAACCGACAAAGUGUAUUGACGAGUUGCUCAACACGGUCGUAGGUAUACGCAAGGCUUGUUGUAGUUGUUGUACGCCGAUCGAUCGACUAUGGACAAAAAAAGAAAAUUCUUUAGAAAAGGCGAUACGAUUCUAACUGAUAAACCGUUCGUUCACGCACUAAAGUCGACGUUCAAAAAUGAAAAAUGUGAUUAUUGCUAUUCCGAGGAUACUCUAUCUAGAUGUUCAGGGUGUCAAUACAUCCUUUACUGUAACCGCACAUGCCAGAAGCUGUCCUGGACUGAGCAUAAACGAGAAUGUGCUAGAAUGAAAAAGAUUUAUCCUAAAAUACUGCCAGAUGCUGCACGGAUUAUGUCGAAAAUACUUAUCAAGCUUAAGAGUGGAGGAAGUACAGAAAAAGGUUAUUACACAUCUAAUCGUUACAGAACAUUCAAGGAUCUUAUGUCACAUUAUCCUAGUUUAAAAGAUGAUACCCAUCGAUUAGAACAUUUCUCUACACUAUAUGAAGUGUUAAAAGAGUACAUGGGUGAAGCAAAUCUUCCUAAUGCUGUUGAAUUACUUGGAAUUUAUGGUCGGAUGUGCAUUAAUGCAUUCAAUAUAUUGGACGAUAAUUUGAACACUAUCGGAACUGGAAUAUAUUUAGCGGCUUCCGUGAUAAAUCAUUCAUGUGUACCUAACGCAACUGCAACAUUUGAUGGUACUACAUUAAGAAUUGGUGCUAUAACGGAUAUCGAACAUACUGAUCCAGAAUUGCAUGUAUUUAUAUCAUAUUUGGAACUUAUGCAAACUACUUCAGAAAGACGAAGUGAAUUACAAAACAAUUAUUACUUUUUAUGCGAAUGCAAACGUUGUAUAACAAAUUAUGAGCAAAAUUUUGUCAACUCAAUGAUUUGUGGAAAUUCUGAUUGUCAGGCUGCAGUUCCUAUGAAAAACAAUCAUAAAGAGAUUUUGGAUUCAAUUAGUUGUUCAAAGUGUUUGGAAAAAAUCAGUGAAGAUAAAAUUAAAACCUUUUAUGAUGUAACUGAUUUCACUGAAUUUCAAUUAAAUAGAAUGAAAGAUAUUGGUUAUCUUGAUGUUUGUAAAAUGUGUCUAGAAAAACAAAAUGGUAUUUUUCAUCCAAACAACAUUAACCAUGUUAAGAUAUUAGAUUUAGCUUUUGAAAGUGCCAUAAAAAUGGAACAAUGGAAAGAAAGUUUGAAGUAUGGAAUUCUUUUGAUCGAUGGAUAUAGGGUUUAUUAUGGUGAAUGUCAUCCAUCUUUGGGUAUUCUAUACAUGAAAUUAUUUAAAUUAUGUUCCAUUGUUGAAAAUGCUGAAUCAGCUGUGAAGUACUUGAAAAAAGGAAUGUCCAUCUUAAAAGUCACACAUGGAGAAGAUCAUAGCUUAUAUAAAAAUGAAGUUGUUCCAUAUUAUAAAGAAUUAAUUCAGUAUUUUUAAUUAAAAUUAAAUUUUUAAUUCUUCAAAGUUACUAGCGCCUAGCGAUUCGUGUGUUUUUUAAGAUUUUAAAUAUUUAUUUUACGUUAACGCGUGUUGUCAUUAUUGUUAUCAUUAUUGCUUACUUUGUAACCAAAAUAUACUCGUACCCUGUUUCUAGUCAAAAUUAAUUUGAUAAUUUUUUUACUUUCAUUCAUGCUUUCAUUACACCAUUUUAGAUAAUGGUACGCACAAUUGACAAAUAGUGUAAAAUGACUAAAGUUACGCUUUCUGGCUUCUGCAUCUAAUUUAUAAUUGUAAUUAUUAGUCAGUAUUCUAAGUACUGUUCAUGUUAUUAAAAUGUAAAUUAAUCUUCUUCUUGUCUUGUAUUAUAAAACGUUUAAGUUGCGGCCUGUUGUCAAACCUAACCUGGCAAAAAAUUGUGAAUUACAAUAUCUUUAGAUUUAGAUUUUUUUAGCCCCGACUGGUUAUCCGUACUGCUGUCUCGUUGUCAAAACCAUAACUAUUAUUAUUUAUUUUUUUAUAAUAUUGUUAUAGAAUAUAUUAUUAUUAUUUCGUUAUGUUUAUUAUAUAAUAUACUAUUAUUAUUA
Messenger RNA from Rhopalosiphum padi (bird cherry-oat aphid), 2121 nucleotides. RefSeq names its product histone-lysine N-methyltransferase SMYD3 (gene Smyd3). The transcript is spliced from 10 exons. Bases 191 to 1534 code for a protein of 447 amino acids. The record is from RefSeq and is a predicted model, not a curated record. Gene Ontology annotation, cellular component: nucleus. Lineage: Eukaryota; Metazoa; Arthropoda; Insecta; Hemiptera; Aphididae. Gene Ontology annotation, molecular function: protein binding.